UGAAGGGAAAAGGGUGACCGCGAAGAAAAAGGGGGGAAGGCAAAAGGGAAGGGAAGGAAAAAUAAAGCGAGCUCGUUUUCCGAGGCCGUACAGAUCCGGAGCCCCAGAAGAAGUCUUCCACAAAUCUCUGCCUCUGACGGACUUUCUCUCUAAUUAUGGUAUGGCCAUGCUUCCCGCCGGCAAUCGACAACGGCGACGUCGGUGAUGCCGAGCCCCAGCGAGCUCCCUUCAGUCUCACUCCCAAAAUCCUUCCUCUAAUUCCUCCUUCUGCCACUUCAAGGUGAAGGAGCGAGGACUUCCAGGCCAACGCCCGCUCUCUUUGCAAGGUUUUCGGAACUUUCCUUUUCCUCUGGUUUAAUUCAGGACCGAGGGAAGGAGGGUUUUCUGUUGCACCCUUUCUCUCUCUGUAGUAAGAUGGCUGCGAGCGCCAACCCCUCGCAGGAAGGACAGGGACAGGGUGCUGCCGCUCUCAACGGCCACAACAACCGCAGUGCCGGAGGGCCAGGCCCUGCCGUGGCUUCAACCACGGCCGAGAAUUCGGGCCCCGCCCAGGCGCUCAAGCACAACCCAGGAAUUUGUUUGGAGUGGACCGCGGAUGAGCAAUCCAUCCUCGAGGACGGCCUUGCCAAGUACGCAUCUGAAUCAAAUAUUGUUCGUUAUGCCAAAAUUGCUAUGCAGUUGAAGGAUAAGACGGUCAGAGAUGUAGCUUUGCGAUGCAAGUGGAUGUCGAAAAAGGAAAACAGCAAAAGAAGGAAAACUGAAGAUCACAACUUGUCUCGGAAGAGUAAAGAUAAGAAGGAAAAAAGUACUGACCCUGCAAAGCCGAGUCAGUCAGGAGCAAGGCAGAACGUUCCUUCGUACACCAUGCAAAUGCUUCCUAUGGAUAAUGAUGAUGGUAUUUCUUACAAAGCAAUUGGUGGGCCGACAGGGCAACUUCUUGAACAAAACGCACAGGUUUUCAACCAGAUCACAAGUAAUCUUGCAUCUUUCAAGAUACAAGAGAACAUAAGUCUCUUCUGUCAAACUCGAGACAAUAUACUCACAAUCCUAAACGACUUGAAUGACAUGCCAGAUGUAAUGAAGCAGAUGCCACCACUUCCAGUGAAGGUGAACGAAGAGCUUGCCAACUCCAUCUUGCCUCCUCCUACACUUCCCAUGCAACCCUGAACCCUUACAUUUACAUGCUAAACCAACCUUCUGGUUUGAAUCCUUUUCCUAGAUAGCUGCACCAUGAAUGGCCACGAGAUGGCAGGCUGGUAGUGCAGUGGCCCUGCAGUUGGCGCCCGCAUUUGAUCAUCAAUAGUGUCUGUUCUAUUCGCUUCGUUAUUCUUUGCUGCUUAGCUAUUGCACAUAUUAUAUUUCAACCUUGUUCAAUCUUAAAUUAGUUUGGAAGGAAAAAGGAGGUCAGAAGCUUCUGUUAUCUACCAUUCUGGGAAGGGGUGUAGCCAUUUUUGUAGUCCAUUUUGAGGCAGCUGAUGAAGGUUCAAUGUUGUACGUGCUAUUGCAAACAAGCAAACGAUUUUGUGUAUACAAGCACAAGGAUAUUAGUUAUAUGGCAAUUCUCUGUUCAGCUCUC
Messenger RNA from Nymphaea colorata (pocket water lily), 1576 nucleotides. RefSeq lists its product as uncharacterized. The transcript is spliced from 7 exons. Bases 415 to 1167 code for a protein of 250 amino acids. The record is from RefSeq and is a predicted model, not a curated record. Lineage: Eukaryota; Viridiplantae; Streptophyta; Magnoliopsida; Nymphaeales; Nymphaeaceae.